ACACAGUCCCACUCGUGUCAAAGCAUUUAUUUGCGUGUGUUAAAUUUGCUGUUGUCAGCGAAGUGUGUUGAAACCGAUCAAAAUAUUUUUAAACAAUCCGAAUAAUUCAUGUUUAGCGGACUAAUUGUUCCGUAAUCGACAGCCAUUUAUCUGCUAUGUCUUCCCUUCAAAAGUCAAUCCUCAAAUCCAAACUACCACCCUCUGGUUUAAAAUUCGGAUUCACGUCAGGUGGAUGUAAAUCAAAAUCUCAUCAGCGCAAACGAGAUUAUGACCCCGUACCCUGGUCUGCAUAUUUCGAUCAAUCGCAAAAGAUUAAAAUAGGAGAGAAUUCGUUUCAUAUUUACACAAAAGGAGAGGAAGGACCUCUUGUUGUUCUCUUACAUGGUGGCGGUUGCAGUGCCUUGACAUGGGCAGAAUUUACAAAAUCCAUUAUGACUAUGAUAGUCUGUCGAGUAUUGGCAAUAGAUUUAAGAGGACAUGGCGAUACUCAUACAACAGACGAAGAAAAUCUCGGGGCUGAUACUUUAGCGCACGAUGUGGCAGCUGUCAUACACGAAUUUGACAACAGUGCUUCUGUCAUUUUGGUAGGACAUAGCAUGGGAGGUGCAGUCGCUGUUCGGGCAGCACCUCUGAUCACAAAUUUAGCUGGAGUCACAGUUAUCGAUGUUGUCGAAGGAACAGCUAUGGAUGCUUUGGCAUCGAUGCAAAGCUUCCUCAGGUCAAGGCCAAAAGGUUUCGAGUCAAUUCCUCAAGCUAUAGAGUGGUGUGUUCGAAGUGGCCAAAUACGUAAUGUCCAAUCAGCGAAGGUGUCAGUUCCGGGUCAGAUAAAAAAUACUGAGAGCGGACAGCUGGCGACCGAUGAUAUCGAUUCAGUUUUGUCCUCUUCGGAUCACGAGAGUGUUCCUAGUUUCGCGAUCCAAAGGGGAGACACUAUCCAAGAAGAGGAAACUCUGACUAUGCCGGCUCCUGAAAUUCUUCCGUCGCUCAUCGACAAGAAAUAUAAAUGGCGGAUAGAUUUAGCAAAGACUGAGGAACACUGGGUUGGAUGGUUUAAAGGAUUGUCUGCGGCUUUUUUAAGUAUAUCUGCCCCAAAAAUGCUACUCUUAGCUGGAGUCGAUCGACUAGAUAAAGAGCUUACGGUUGGACAAAUGCAAGGUAAUUCAUCACAAUCUACUCGUACAUCAUUAUUUUUAAAUUAA
This is a messenger RNA of Belonocnema kinseyi, 1199 nucleotides long. RefSeq names its product protein phosphatase methylesterase 1. Gene Ontology annotation, biological process: protein demethylation. Gene Ontology annotation, molecular function: protein methylesterase activity. The transcript has 6 exons. NCBI's taxonomy places the organism in Eukaryota, Metazoa, Arthropoda, Insecta, Hymenoptera, Cynipidae. Bases 156 to 1199 code for a protein of 347 amino acids. The record is from RefSeq and is a predicted model, not a curated record.